AAAAAAAAACCUCGUCUCCUUUCUAAGUUCUAACAAACCUCACUCACUCUGCGAAAAACAAUGGAGCAAAUCAAGCAUACAUACGUCGAAGUCAACGGGUUAAAACUCCAUGUGGCUGAGAUCGGAUCCGAUUCAUCGCCGGCGGUGGUUUUUCUUCACGGAUUUCCGGAGAUAUGGUACACGUGGCGCCAUCAAAUGAUUGCCGUUGCAAACGCCGGUUUCAGAGCGAUUGCACCCGAUUACAGAGGAUACGGACUAUCCGACAUCCCCCAACAACCCGACAAGACCUCUUUCGUUGAUUUGGUCAACGACACUGCAUCCAUCCUAGAUUCUCUCGCCAUUUCUAAGGUGUUUGUGAUCGGUAAAGAUUUUGGAGCAAUGGUUGGUUACACAUUUGCACUUCUUCAUCCUGAAAGAGUUGCAGGAAUAGCAACACUUGGGGUGCCAUUUAGACCCCCUGGUUCUCAAAAGAGUCAUCAACUCCUCCCUGAAGGUUUCUACAUUCGAAGAUGGCAGGAACCAGGAAGAGCUGAGGCUGAUUUCGGGCGGUUUGACGCGAAAACAGUGGUGAGAAACAUCUACAUUAUGUUCUCUAGAAGUGAGAUACCGAUAGCCGGUGAAAACCAGGAGAUAAUGGAUCUUGUUGACCCGUCGGAUCCGCUACCCUCUUGGUUCACGGAGGAGGACCUUUCAGCAUAUGGGGACUUGUAUCAGAAGUCUGGAUUUCAAACCGCACUCCAGGUUCCUUACCGGUCAUUCAAAGAAAAAAUUGAGUAUCCAAAACAAGGUUCAAGUGAUCCGAAAAUUGUAGCUCCGGCACUAUUCAUCAUGGGCGAGAAAGAUUACGUGUUCAAGUUCCCAGGAACGGAGGAAUACUUGAAGAGCGGGGGGAUGAAGAAAUACGUGCCAAAUUUGGAAAUCGUAUACUUGCCUGAAGGUAGUCACUUUGUCCAAGAACAAUUCCCGGAUCAGGUUAAUCAGCUCAUACUCGAUUUUCUCGAUCACAACAAGUAUUAGUGCUUCCUCUGUACCCAUGUUAAAUAAAGCUUCGGUUAAUGUAAUAUAAAACCGAUCGUUUGGUUAUUUUCAGUUGAUUAUAUAAAAUGGUUUGGUUCUGUUAACUGAGCAUAGGGUUUGACAAAAGA
Helianthus annuus (common sunflower) is the source of this 1145-nucleotide messenger RNA. Its product is annotated as epoxide hydrolase A. Lineage: Eukaryota; Viridiplantae; Streptophyta; Magnoliopsida; Asterales; Asteraceae. The transcript is spliced from 4 exons. Bases 61 to 1017 code for a protein of 318 amino acids. Gene Ontology annotation, molecular function: hydrolase activity. The record is from RefSeq and is a predicted model, not a curated record.